This is a messenger RNA of Mirounga angustirostris (Northern elephant seal), 6826 nucleotides long. RefSeq names its product sorting nexin 29 (gene SNX29). The coding region runs from base 96 to 2549 and encodes 817 amino acids. Lineage: Eukaryota; Metazoa; Chordata; Mammalia; Carnivora; Phocidae. The record is from RefSeq and is a predicted model, not a curated record. Gene Ontology annotation, molecular function: phosphatidylinositol binding. The transcript has 21 exons.
GGCGGGGCGCUGUCUCCCGGCCUGUCUGGAGCCCGGCGGCGGCAGUGGCGGCAGUGGCGGCGGCGCGGCGCAGGCACCGGCCCCGGAGCGGCACCAUGAGCGGAUCACAGAACAAUGACCUGAAAAGACAGUUUCUGCUGGAGCGUCUGCUGGAUGCAGUGAAACAGUGCCAGAUCCGCUUUGGAGGGAGAAAGGAGAUUGCCUCGGAUUCCGACAGCAGGGUAACCUGUCUGUGUGCCCAGUUUGAGGCUGUCCUGCAGCAUGGCCUGAAGAGGAGCCGGGGAUUAGCGCUAACUGCGGCCGCGAUCAAACAGGCAGCAGGCUUCGCCAGCAAAACCGAAACAGAGCCCGUGUUCUGGUUCUACGUGAAGGAGGUCCUCAGCAAGCACGAGCUGCCACGCUUCUACUCCCUGCGCCACAUCGCCUCGGACGUGGGCCGCGGCCGGGCCUGGCUGCGCUGUGCCCUCAACGAACACUCCCUGGAGCGCUACCUGCACAUGCUGCUGGCCGACCGCAGCAGGCUCAGCACUUUUUAUGAAGACUGGUCUUUUGUGAUGGAUGAAGAAAGGUCUAGCAUGCUUCCUACCAUGGCAGCUGGUCUGAACUCCAUCCUUUUUGCAAUCAACAUCGACAACAAGGAUUUGAAUGGGCAGAGUAAGUUUACUCCUACCGUCUCAGACCUCUUAAAGGAGUCCACGCAGAAUGUGACGUCCCUGCUGAAGGAAUCCACGCAGGGAGUGAGCAGCCUUUUCAGGGAGAUCACAGCAUCGUCUGCCGUCUCUAUCCUCAUCAAACCUGAGCAGGACACCGACCCCCUGCCCGUCGUGUCCAAGCAUGUCAGUGCUGAUGCCAGAUAUAAAAAGGAGCGGAAGAAGAAAAAGAAGGUGACCAACAUUAUCUCUUUUGAUGAUGAGGAAGAAUGGCAGAACUCUGGCGAUGUUUUUAAAAAGAUCCCCGGGGCAGGGGAGAGCUCAGAGGAGAACUCCGACCGCUCCUCCAUCAAUAUCAUGUCGGCCUUUGAAAGCCCCUUUGGGCCAAAUUCCAACGGAAGUCAGAGCAGCAGCUCAUGGAAAAUUGAUUCUCUGUCCUUGAAUGGGGAGUUUGGGUACCAGAAGCUCGAUGUGAAAAGCAUUGACGAUGAAGACGUGGAUGACAACGAGGAUGAUGUGUACGGGAACGUGUCGGGAAGGAAAUGCCUGGGCCACUCGGGGUCACCUGAGAAGCCACUGGAUGGGAACACCCGCCUGUCCCAGAUGCACAGCUGGGCCCCUCUGCAGGUGCUACACGGCGACACCGACGUCCUCUUUCCUGUCAGUGGAGUGGCCUCCUACAGCCCUGCAGAUGCCCCCCUUGGAAGCCUGGAGAACGGGACAGGACCAGAGGACCACGUUCUCCCGGAGCCCGGCCCCCGGUACAGUGUGGAAGCCAGUCCUCCUGGCCAGGGAAGCCCUCUGAGCAGCCUGUUACCUUCUGCCUCCGUGCCAGAGUCGAUGACAAUUAGUGAACUGCGACAAGCCAUUGUGGCCAUGAUGAACAGGAAGGACGAGCUGGAAGAAGAGAACAGGUCUUUGCGGAACCUGCUGGACGGGGAGAUGGAGCACUCAGCGGCCCUGCGGCAGGAGGUCGACACCUUGAAAAAGAAGGUGGCCGAGCAGGAGGAGCGGCACGUCCUGAAGAUCCAGGCGCUGGCAAGAGAAAACGAGGUGCUCAAAGUCCAACUGAAGAAAUACGUAGGAGCUGUCCAGAUGCUGAAAAGAGAAGGUCAAACUGCUGAAGUUGUACCAAAUCUUUGGAACGUUGAUGGAGAAGUUGCAGUCACCGAGCAGAAGCCGGGCGAAGUGGCUGAGGAGCUGGCGAGCUCCUACGAAAGAAAGCUCAUCGAGGUGGCGGAGAUGCACGGCGAGCUGAUUGAGUUCAACGAGCGCCUGCACAGGGCCCUGGUGGCCAAGGAGGCCCUCGUGUCCCAGAUGAGGCAGGAGCUCAUUGACCUGCGGGGACCGGUGCCUGGAGAUUUGAGUCAAACAUCCGAAGACCAGAGUUUGUCGGAUUUUGAAAUAUCAAACCGGGCACUGAUCAACGUCUGGAUCCCGUCGGUGUUUCUCCGGGGCAAAGCGGCCAACGCCUUCCAUGUGUAUCAGGUCUACAUCCGGAUAAAAGAUGAUGAGUGGAAUGUCUAUCGGCGCUACACAGAGUUCAGGAGUUUGCACCACAAGUUACAGAGCAAGUACCCUCAAGUGAGGGGCUACAGCUUCCCACCCAAAAAGGCCAUUGGAAACAAGGAUGCCAAGUUUGUGGAGGAGCGGAGGAAGCAGCUCCAGAAUUACCUGCGCAGCGUCAUGAACAAGGUCAUCCAGGUGGCCCCCGAGUUCGCUGCCAGCCCCAAGAAGGAGACCCUCGUGCAGCUGAUGCCCUUCUUUGUUGACAUCACCCCUCCUGGAGAACCGCUGACCAAGAACACCCGGCCCAAAGUGGCUUCCCGCUUCCCCAAGCUGUCCCGAGGUCACCCCAGAGAGACCCGCAACGUGGAGCCCCAGAGCGGCGACCUCUGACCUCCGCCGAAUCCCAGACUUGGGCCCUAUGUGCCGCACCAGCUGCCUCCACCCAGCCACUCCGCAUCUGACCUGGCCCCAGCAGCCGGCCCCUUCCACCCUGGAGUGAGCCCCCCGCCACUGGUGAAGCCCCGAGAGCACACCUUCCUCCCCAGUCCCAUGACACUGAUUAAACUGGGCAGUCUCAGAGGGCAAGGCGGCUGCUCGCCGGACACACGGGCGCCCUCCCAGGGCCUGCCCGUUCCUCUUCCUCCAGCCCAGGGGCCGGCAGGAGGGUGGGCACCAGGGGGAGCGCAGAGCCCCGUGGUGGAGAUGCACAACUCUGAGGUGGGUCAGAGACCACCUCUUGACUCUUUUCCACAUGGGAAUUAGAAUGACUGUUACCCUGGGUUUUUUUUUUUUUUUUUUCAUAACUGCCUGCUGUAACCUAUGGCCACGUGGGGUUGGGGGGGAGGUCACGUUCCUUCCCCUUUUACUCUCUACCAGGGGCCCUAAAACCCCCUGGUUGUAGAAUCCGUGGCCAGUGAUAGCUCACGUGGCCUCCUCGAGGAAGCUAGUGGCCUCCUUGUGAAGGAGCUACUAAGGACCCUGAACUGGGGUGCAUAGAGCACUUCCCCCAACCUUCUGAGGUUGGCUUCUGGAAGUACUAGCCCCUGUAGGAAACCAGAGGUCGCCUGGGCCCAUAUGCACCUUGUGAGGCUUGGCGGGCCCUGGGCUGUCCAGAAUUCCAGGGCCUUGACCUUACAAGCCAAGAGGCCUCAAGGUUGUGAGAGAGACUCUGUUCUGGGAACUACGAUGGAGGAGGCCACAGGCCCUCGGGCUUGCAGACCGCACUCCGGAGCCCUGCAGAACUCCGAACUUGGGGCUCCCUGGGAACUCGGACAGUGUGUACUCGCACCAGAUCAUGGUCAUUCCCUAAAGACACGUUCAUGCUGUACCCUCUGCCCCCCCACCGUGCUCUCAGUGUGUGUCCCUCUGCCCCCCCCCCCGCCCCAAUCUCUGAGCAGGCCCCAUUGGCAGGCAGGAACCGGGUGAAGAUGAGUUGCCCCAGGCCUGCCUCCCCAGGGCAGGUUCCUGCUCCCCCUCAGUCUGGGAAGCAGGGUUGGCAGCAGAUACAGAGUGGAGCCUCCCGCAGCCUGUUUGGGCACCGGGCCUAAGACAUGUCUGAGUGUGAGUCUGACCUCACCUUCUCCAAAAUCCCCACCAGGAACCUCCUUUGACAUUCUGCAGAGGUUAAGGAAAAAAAAAAAAAGUGCCCAGAACUACGACGGACAGAUGCUAAGCCUUGAGAAACAAUUACAUACUCUGCCUGUAUUUACAAAAGAAGAAACUCUAUUUUUUAAAGCUUAAUUAUUCAUGGAAAACUUGCCCUGCUUUCCUGAAACGCAGAUGGAAAAGCUUGUUCCUGGGACCACACACAGCCCGUCCAGGCUGCUUACUACAUGCACCCCCUUUUCGUGAUGGAGCAGAAACCCUAGAACCAUUGUCAGCAUACGGACCACCUCCCCUCAUUUCAGCUCAGAUCCGCAUGUGACAUACACAUGACAGCCACUCCUCAAAGCCUUAACUCUGGAGUCACAGAAUGUUAUGCAGUGGUUACCUCCAUCGCUGCUCCAGAUCCCCACCCUGCUCCCUGGCAUGCUGGGAUGCAGAGAAGCAGUGGGCCUCCAGUUCCUGGAGAAAGAACCACAGACCCAGGCCCAGCCAGGUGCGGACUGAGACCCGAUGCACAAAAUGCCACCCUCUCCCCAUGUCCAUGUCGUCUGCUGCCCUUUGGUUGAAUCCAAAUCAGAGGGCUGGCUGGCCCUUGCCCUGCAUGACACCCACUCGGCCCCGUGACCCAUCAGAGAUAAACACAGUGCAACAGAAAGAACCAGUAGAAGUUGCUCCUAUCUCCUAGAUCCAGUAAGAUCCUUUGACGCCUCCAAAGUUGGCACCCGAGGAAGGCGGCGGGGCCCACCCGGGAGAGGGCAUUCUCUCCCAUGAUGGUCACCUUUAGCACCACUACUCAGGUACACCCAAGGGCUCUGGUUACAAAGGGAUCACCUCGUUGAGUCAUUGAGACAGGAACAGAGAGGGAGGGCUAGGGGCGGGGGUCUGUGGACAGGAGGACAAUUUUAUUACGUGCUGGGCUCUGCUCCACAGCUGGUUACCUCCCGAGUUCUUGGCUGACCACUCCAAGUUGUCAGCAUUGGCGGGGUGUGGGUUGUGCCUUUAAAAACGACAGGCAAUCAAAGCUGUUGACAGUCGUCGGACUGAUAGCUGCAGCUCAUGCCAAGAGCCAACCGGCACGGGAGCCUAAUAACGCAUCGCGUGUGUGGGCCCCGAGUCAGGAAGCGGGAACGGAGAGCUGCCAGCAAGCCCUGUUGAUCAGAAACCACCCUGCUUGCUUCCCCGCGCCCCGAACCAGGGUCUCUGUGGCCGGGCUGCACCAAGUGUUCUCUUGCCCUCUCGGCUCCACAUGGGAAAGUUCACCCACCUGAGGCGCAGGCUUCUAGGCCUCGACGCCCGCCCCCCCCACCACCACCACAUGCUCACCUUCACCGGGGGAACCGGCCUGCCCCCCCACUUGGAGGCCAGGCCUUGUCCCCACAGACACCCGCCCCACCAGUCUCCUCCAGAAGCCUUCAUGCCUCAGCCUGGUGCCUUUGGAUGCACCAGAGCUCGUUCCCAGGGAGGCACCUCACUCCCGAGGGGCCGUCUUGCCUGGGUGCUGAACUGAGGGCAAAGGACAGGCUCCAUUUUCAGCCUAGAGCGACCCUGCCAGGGCCCCACCUGCCCAGGAACAUCAGACCGGCGCAGAGGCAUCCCAGAAGGGGCACACCACCUGCCCGAUGUCAACCCCAAAGGCAAUAAUUGUCUUGACCUUUUUCUCCUCUGUGGUUGGCGCGGGACCGUGCCCCACACGCUGGGCUCUGUCCCCAGCCCGGGCCGCGGCAGAGGGUGCUUCCGGCAGGCAGGCAUCUGCUCAGGAGCAAGGUCUUGUACAACCAUCAUUUUUCUAAAUAUUUUGCAUUGUUUCAUUAAAGCUAACAUUCAAUAUUUGCUGUUGGGUUUGGCUUCUGUGCUCAUUUCGCACCAUUGUAGCACUGUAUAUUUUAUCUAACGUUUCUGUGCCAAAAAGUUCAGUUUCCUGUUUCUGUAACACGUGGUUUUGAUUAGGUUUCUAAAAUAAAACCAGCUACUGGAUCGGGGGGGGGGGCAUGGGCGUGCUCACAACCGACUGGCUCUGGGCUCAGCUGCUGCUGCCCAGAUGCACCUGCUCAGCUCAACCCCGCGUGUCUCACCUUCCCCUCAGCCACGAACCACUGUGGUGUCCAGACCUGCGGUUGACAGCUCUCCGUGAGGGCAAGGAGCCUCUCCGUGUGUCUAAAUCCUCACAACCACGGUGAAUGGGCUUUACUUAAUCUACUCAAUCCAUUUCUUUACAGGAAAAUAUAAAAUCUGAUUUCUCUAAAGGACGGUUGAGCUUACAGCAUGGAGGAGCACCCCACCACAGAACAUGCUGAAUGCACUACUGUUCUGAGGUCCAGGGGUUCAGUUCUUAGGGCACAUGCGUGCCUCUCCAUCAUGACUGGAAAACCACUAGCUGAUACGCCCAGGUAGCACCCUUCUCCUCGGAGCCUGAUCGGGUCCCCUUCCUGCUUUCCUGACUUGCACACGGAGAGCCCACUCGUUCACCUUGAAAGACUCUUUCUACCCUCAGUAGAAACUAUGUAGGGAAGGCCCUUGCAAAAAUUGGGACUGAGGCCACAGAAGGAUACAGAACAGCAGACCGCACACUUGCACCAAGUUGCUGAAAGGAGCCUGGAGAACACGCAUUUCCCGGAGUGAGGGGCUGGUGGAGCUCACUAGGAUGUUUUCUUAUCUAGCAUCCAGCCUGGAAAGAACGCCUUUGCCUCCGCAGCCUUAGUUUCACCAUUGCUGGCAUCAUCAUUUGGUAGAACUCUUUGCUAACCUUAGCAGAUAUGGACUUCCUGGAGGAGGGAGACCGGUGAAUGCAGGAGCCCUCUGGUGUCCCAGCAGGGAGGCCAUCCUCCCUGGAAGAGUCCCCUUUGGCUGACCGGGUCCCUGUGAGCCCUCUGCCAGGGAGGGGGGGACAUGGCAACACAUGGAGAGUCUAGUCCACCGUCUGGACGUACGUGGGGCCUAGCAGUCCACAGACUCGCUCCGAAACGUGUAGUAUUAUGUUAACUGCCCUCUUAUGUUAAGGUUUACACAAUAGAAUUUUUAAACAAAUGUGUUUAAUUUUCUAAAAUCUCUUGUAUUAAAAUUUU